Lasiosphaeria miniovina is the source of this 740-nucleotide messenger RNA. RefSeq lists its product as uncharacterized. Bases 1 to 705 code for a protein of 234 amino acids. NCBI's taxonomy places the organism in Eukaryota, Fungi, Ascomycota, Sordariomycetes, Sordariales, Lasiosphaeriaceae. The record is from RefSeq and is a predicted model, not a curated record. The transcript has 6 exons.
AUGGUGGAGGCAUUCCCAACAGGCUCCACGUCGCCCGUGACGGCCCAUGCCCGUCCCGACCCACCCACCCGUCUCGAGGAUUUGGUCUUCCAGGGCUUUGACACCAUCCAGCAGCACAUGUGCAUCAUGAACGUCAACAUAAGGGACGUCUUCACAAAGGCCACCUGUGGAAAGGCGCUUGACCCGUCGUAUAACGCAUUUUACGGCACCGAUUCACUCGACAUUUCGCUCGUCUCGUUCAACCCGACGGUCUCGCCGACGCCCUACGACGAAGUGCCCUUCCACGACGUCCUUCCACGACGACCCGCAGCGUCACUCAGGGUGCUCGAACGGCUACUCCUACGUCUGGUCGACACGUGCUGCAUCGACAAGAGCAGCAGCGCCGAGCUGUCCGACCACAGCAUGGUCGGCACCGCCGACGCCACCCGGAUCGACACGGAGCCCUAUGGAUCAACAGCAACCACAAGCAAGCCGCCCCCUGACCCCGAAAAAACACUCUCGCUAAUCCUCGGCACGCACCAGAGCAUCGAGAUCAGCGACGUGUUCCCCCGCGACGCCGUGACCAACGGUAACGAGGUCCUGCUGACAUCCCUGAAGGGGAAGAACAACUGGGUCAUGAAGCUCACAACAGCAGACAGCAGCGGCGACUCAUCUCCAGACGACAACCUACCACAAAAGCCGCUCGUGGAAACAUUCCAAACCUGACCGAGCUGGCAAUGCACGCAAUCUCUUUCCUUAGC